UCAUCUUCAUCUCCACCGUCUACUUCAUGUCCAAGCCUCGGACCGUUUACCUUGUUGACUACUCUUGCUACAAACCACCCGUCACGUGCCGUGUCCCCUUCGCCACGUUCAUGGAACACUCGAGAUUGAUUCUGAAGGACAAUCUCAAGAGCGUUGAGUUCCAGAUGAGGAUUCUUGAACGGUCGGGGCUGGGAGAAGAGACGUGUUUGCCGCCGGCAAUACAUUAUAUCCCUCCGAAACCGACGAUGGAAGCUGCAAGAGGCGAAGCCCAGAUGGUGGUUUUCAGCGCCAUGGAUGAUCUCUUCAAGAAAACUGGCUUGAACCCAAGAGACGUCGACAUCCUUAUAGUGAACUGCUCUUUGUUUUCUCCGACACCAUCUCUGUCGGCUAUGGUGAUCAACAAGUACAAGUUGAGGAGUAACAUCAAAAGUUUCAAUCUUUCCGGGAUGGGUUGCAGCGCCGGUUUGGUAUCCGUAGAUUUAGCUCGAGAUUUGCUCCAAAGAUCAUAA
Messenger RNA from Tarenaya hassleriana, 509 nucleotides. RefSeq names its product 3-ketoacyl-CoA synthase 6-like. The transcript is spliced from 3 exons. Gene Ontology annotation, molecular function: acyltransferase activity, transferring groups other than amino-acyl groups. Gene Ontology annotation, cellular component: membrane. Gene Ontology annotation, biological process: fatty acid biosynthetic process. The record is from RefSeq and is a predicted model, not a curated record. NCBI's taxonomy places the organism in Eukaryota, Viridiplantae, Streptophyta, Magnoliopsida, Brassicales, Cleomaceae. Bases 27 to 509 code for a protein of 160 amino acids.